ACCUAAGCAGCAUCGUGUAUUUGAUUCAAUCAUUCCUUCACUCGAUAAGUGUUAUUUAUACAUCUAUCACUAGGCCAAUAAAUGGAGGCAAAACAGAUGAAUGAUGAUUGGUUGGGAUUGGAGUGUAAAUCAGGGUUGAUACUGUUCUACUAUAAUAAACGAACCGGCGAACACAAAUGGCCUUGCUGCAGCAAAUGUCCAGAGAAAGGGCUACAUUCAGAUGAAACCACAUCAAGCGUCGGGUCACUACACCAAGAUAAAGCCACUAGUGUAAGUGUAGGUACCCAAACAGAAGACAGUGGGUGUGGAAAUGGGUGUACCUCAAUCUACAUUAACAAGAACAUGAACAGCAAAGAGUGCUUAGAACUGGGACACUCUGAUGUAGAAAACAACCCAAAUAGCUUGGAUGAAAAAACAAGGGAAAGUAGCUGUUUUCUUGACAAAAUUCCCCUAGAAAUGGAUGUGAUUGUAGAUGAAGGUUUAGACCAUUCUAUAUACGGUGAGCAAACCAUUGCUGCUGAAAAAGAAGCUGGUCAUGAAAGAAAAAGAGUAAAACAGGAAGAAAUACAGAACAUGGAAGAAUUUAUAGAUGCAGAGAAUAAUAAUGAAGCUAUUCAUACAGACAAAUUUGAUGAUAAUUUGAGUAAAUCAGAGAGACAAGAAAUGUCGACCAUUACGGAAAAGUCUGGUGAAAACAAGAGAAACGCCGACCAAGUCUACACUGUGAACUCGAGUCAGUCAUUUAUGAACCUGCAGAAUGUCAGUAAAAUAAUCAUUGAAAAUCCUCAUCAUGAAACUGGCGAAGAUUCUUCGUCACCACGGAGACAGAUUCUGGAGAUUAAAGUACCUGAUGCUAGCCCCUUAUUGACUGAUUCUCGCAACAUCACAGGUAGCCCAACCAGACAGGUUUCCAAACCUGAUUCUUCGCGACAUUUUUCUGUUGACACAAGGAUCCCAGCAAGUCAAUUAUGUGUUUCCACCGAAAUUCAAAGAAAUCGAUCGUUUAUUGAAAGAGGCGCCCUGAGCGAAAAGCAGGUUACCAGAUCAACGAUCCCUAGAGAUAAUUCCCCAGUUGAAAUCUCAUUGGAUGUAACACGCAUUAACACAGGGAUCCCAAGAGAUCAUUCACCUGUUGAAAGCUCAUUGGCAGAAAGUAGUGUCAACACAGGAAUACGGAAAGAACAAGCACUUAGUGGCAUCACCACAGGAAUCCCGCACAGUUCUCAACCAAUAACCUACACUCAUGUCAUACACGUGGAUACGGCUAUCACUUCCGGUAAUUUAAACAGUAACCUGUCAUCGCAUGAAAGCGAGGCUCCGACUGGAUACCGUAUGAUAGCGUACCCAGAGAUAGAAGAGGUCUGCCUACCAGAAUGCACCACGGUUUUUAAAGAACAAGCUACAACUAGUGACCACUCUAGGACGUCUCCGCCUACAAACGCAGUUGAAAGUGGUCAAAAGGUUCAAACAAAGCCUCGCUUCCUGGAAUCUCCAAACCGCCCGUGCGGUUGUCCCUUGUGCGACACUGUAUUUUCAAGCACAAAAACGUUCUUUGAACAUUUAUUUAAUCACUGCGACUGGAAAACAAAGGAAUGUGCGAUCUGCAAGAAAACGUUUGCCAACAAAUACGGCUUGCAAAGACAUCUUCAGUCCCACGCAUCUUACAGACCUCAUGAAUGUAUACGAUGUGGCAAGCUGUUCCUACGAUCCCACCAUCUGAAGGCUCACAUGUUGACUCAUAAUAACGGAAAAGCUGCAAAUGUCUACAUGGCCUUUGUAUAGCCAGAUAUGAAAGAUGCGGAAUGCGCAUGCUCUGGAAUUUUGGCGGGAAACUAGGGACAAACUCUGAUCUCUUCUCUAAUUUCGACCUCAUAGCUCUGUUAUUUUGACUGCGCAUGCUCGACGAAAUCUGGCAUUUUGUUGCAAUUCACUCGCAAAGUAGGAAUGACAGAGCUCCGGGUAUGAAAUUAAAUCAUCAAACGUGAUGAAUGCCUCUUCAAUGGCCUCUUUACUGAACAUUUUUUAUUUAUUUAUUAUAGUAACUCUACUUGUACUAUGAAUUUGAGUACGUAGCUCAUAAAAGUUCAUUCUGCGAUUAAAAAUAAGACCGCGUCAAAAAUAUAAUCAUAAUAAAUGAUUGUGCUGUAGGGCAUAUGAAAUUUGUUUUGCGAUGCGUUCUGAUUGGCUGCGCGAGCGGGCGGCAUUUUCUAUAUCUACCGGUAUCCUGACGGAAGGCUUAGGCCAUCCAAGCGCGCUUAUGAGAAAACUGGAAACAAGCAGAGAAAAGAAAAUGGUAAAAAAAUAAAUAAGUUACUUACCGUCCUAAAGUCGGUCCGGAUAGAGAAAAGCGCUUGGAUCCUCGGAUACAGUUUUUCCAAUAUUUGAAGAAAAAAAACUAUGUGCAGUGGUCAGACACCUAAUGCGAUUUUUUUGCUAAAAUUUGGUUUUUCGCUGCCGUCAAUAGACCUCCUCGGCUCUGGAGCGCUCGAGCGUAAUGUUUUCCCAUUUCAGGACACGU
Molecule: messenger RNA, 2518 nt
Organism: Actinia tenebrosa (Australian red waratah sea anemone)
Lineage: Eukaryota; Metazoa; Cnidaria; Anthozoa; Actiniaria; Actiniidae
Molecular function (GO): DNA-binding transcription factor activity, RNA polymerase II-specific; RNA polymerase II cis-regulatory region sequence-specific DNA binding
Source: RefSeq, a predicted model, not a curated record